Messenger RNA from Eucalyptus grandis, 3446 nucleotides. Its product is annotated as U-box domain-containing protein 44. Gene Ontology annotation, molecular function: protein binding. The transcript has 3 exons. Lineage: Eukaryota; Viridiplantae; Streptophyta; Magnoliopsida; Myrtales; Myrtaceae. Bases 573 to 3101 code for a protein of 842 amino acids. The record is from RefSeq and is a predicted model, not a curated record.
CGACGGCGACGCCAGCGGGGAUUGAUUUCUUCUCCAUCUUCACCUUCGCCAUUCCCGAGUCAGAGACGACUGACGCUGACUCCAGGAGAUCCCACGCCCACAAAACGCCAACCGCGUCCCUCCACUCGGACUCCCCCCGUCCGUCGCUGCUGUUGAUGAGCGGCAGCCCCCGGCCGUGUCGUUUUCGUCUCGCGUGAAGUGAGGACGGAACGGGUCGUCCCGAAUUUCUCACGCUCCAUUGAAGGCGGGGGAAGAUGAUGACAGGCGAGCGGCCACAAUAAAACGGUUUGAGCCCCGAUGAAUUGGUCUCCGGUCCUCUUCGGGUUCACUCGUUUUCUCUUUCUUUCCCCGUCAGGGACGGAGUGAUCACGAGGGAGAUGAUGACGUACGCUUCACUGCCUGGUUUGCUGGGUCCUUUGAAUUUUCUCCGGCCCGGUUCCUCGUGAUGUCCCGUUGAAUUCUCCUCUUUAUAUGUAUAUGAUACUUUUUUCAGCUUCUCCCGAGUGACCCUGCUUUGUCUCUGAAUUCCCCCGUUAGCUUCUUUUCUUGCCGAUUCUCUCUCUAGAGUUAACAUGUACGAGAGAGAUAGGAGCUUCGGCGAGCUUGUAUCCAAGCUCCAGGCGUCCAUUCGGGAUGUCGCUUCGUUGGCCAAGGGCUCUGAAGCCGAGAGCGAGGUUCUGUUAGAGUUCGGAGCUCUGGCGGAGAAGUUCGUGCCCAUUCUCGACGAUUUGAGCGGUAAUGAUGGGGCGAAAGGCUCGUCUCCCACGCGGAAAGCGGUCGAGUCGCUCGACAUGGAGUUCGGGCGGGCUAAGGCUCUGAUCAGGAGCCCCAACCCGAGAGAACCCGUGAAGCAGAUUGAGGAGUUGGCUCAUGAUCUCGGUCGCUCCCUGGGGCUCGUGCUCUUCGCCAGGCUCGACAUCUCCACGGAAAUCAAGCAGAAAAUCAGUGCUUUGCACAGAGAGCUGAUGAACACCAAUUUCGCCACCGGUCGAAUUACCAGUUCGAGCACCAGCAGUGAAGUGGGAUUCGAUAGCGAAUCGGAGGUGGAGGUGGAGGAGGAGAAGGAUAUCAUAGAAGAGAUAGAAGAGAUAGAAGAGGAGGGAAUCAAUCUCGACAUCAACGACGUGGCUUUGCAACUGAAGUACGGCGAUGACGACAAGCUCAAAUUCGCCCUUCUGGGGUUGCAAGAUAUGGUUAACGGGGAGGUGGUGAACCAAGACUGGAUUAGUGAUGAGUCCAUUGUUCCUAUCCUGAUUAACCGGUUGAGCGUCGGUAAGCAGAAUAGCCGGCUGACUGUCUUACGUAUAUUGAGAACCCUUGCUUCGCGGGAUGCCGAAAACAAGGAGAAAAUGGCGGAUGUCAGUUCUCUAUCAGUGCUAGUGAAGUCUCUGUCACGGGACGUGGAAGAGAGGCGGGAAGCAGUGGGAUUGUUGCUUAGUCUCUCCGAUCUCAACACGGUCAGGAGGCGAAUUGGCAGAAUACAAGGCUGUAUUGUUAUGUUGGUGGCUAUGCUCAACAGCGAAGAUCCGGUCGCCUCGAGUGAUGCCCGCAAAUUGUUAAAUGCUUUGUCUAGCAAUACACAGAAUGCACUUCAUAUGGCUGAAGCAGGAUAUUUCAAGCCGCUCGUGCAGUACCUGAAAGAAGGUUCUGACAUGAGCAAAAUUCUUAUGGCUUCUGCACUUUCGAGGAUGGAGCUGACCAAUCAGAGCAAAGCUUCUCUUGGGGAAGAUGGGGCAAUCAAUCCCCUUGUCAAAAUGUUCAGUACGGGGAAGCUUGAGGCUAAGCUGUCUGCAUUGAGUGCACUGCAUGACCUAUCCAGCUUGACAGAGAAUAUCCAGCGUUUAGUCAGCUCUGGUAUCGUGAGCUAUCUACUUCAGCUACUUUUCUCUGUUACAUCGGUUCUAAUGACUCUCCGGGAGCCUGCAUCGGCUAUUCUCGCACGAAUUGCUCAAUCAGAAUCAGUUUUAGUCAAUCCAGACGUGGCUCAACAGAUGCUCUCACUUUUGAAUCUGUCGAGUUCAACAAUCCAGUGUCACCUCUUGCAAGCUCUUAACUCCAUUGCAGCCCAUCCUAAUGCAUCCAAAAUUAAAAGGAAAAUGAGGGAGAAGGGUGCAUUUCAACUACUCCUACCCUUUCUCACUGAAAGUAACACUAAAAUAAGAACCGAUGCGUUGAAAUUACUUCACACUCUUUCUAAAGAUUCACCAGAAGAGUUGGGAGAGCAGCUAGGCGAAUCUCACUUAUGCACUCUGGUCAGCAUUACAGCAACCUCCAUAAGUAUGAUUGAAAAAGCUGCAGCGGUUGGCAUACUGAGCAAUCUCCCUAUUGCUGAUAAGAAAGCGACAGAGACGAUGAAGAGGGCUAAUUUGCUGCCCAUUCUGUUGUCAACAAAGAGUUCCAGUUCUGCGACUUCAACAUCCACAGAUCAGGCCGAGCUCUGGUUGGAAGAGAGCAUUGCAGGUGUUCUGAUUCGAUUUACUUCUCCAUCUGACAAGAAACUGCAACAUUUUUCUGCAGAGCAUGGGGCUAUUCUAUCCCUUGUGAAGUUGCUAUCCAGUGGUUCACCACUUGCAAGAGCCAGAGCUGCGACUGCACUGGCUCAACUAUCACAAAGCUCAUUCUCCCUUGCAAAAUAUAGAAGAUCGAGGUGGUUAUGUGUGUCCCCUUCCUCCGAUGCACUUUGUCAAGUUCACGAAAGCUUCUGCGGAGUCAAAUGCACAUUCUGCAUUGUCAAAGCAGGCGCUGUUGCUCCACUGAUUCGUGCGCUAGAAUGCAAAGAAGCUGAUGAAGCUGUUCUAGAUGCACUUGCAACUCUUGUCCAAGAUGAGAAUUGCGAGAACGGAAGCAAUUACUUGGCCAAAAUGUCGGGUGUCCCAGCCCUGAUAAAAGUUCUGGAAUCAGGAAUUGUGAAGGCUCAAGAGAAAGCAUUAACAAUACUAGAGAAGAUCUUUAGAUCCGAUGAACACAGGCUAAAGUAUGGAGCAUCUGCGCAGAUGGUGCUCAUUGAUCUGGCCCAGAGUACAAAUUCCAGAUUGAAAUCGACCGUCGCGAGAAUGCUGGCGCAGCUUGAACUCUUGCAAAUCCAGUCUAGCUACUUCUGAGUGUGAUGACGCAUUUCGAGCGUAUUUUCAUCUCUUUGUUAGCUCCUUUUUCAGGAGAAAAUUUGUUUGUGUAGCUUCAACUUGGUUUGUAAUUGGUCUUGGCUGGUAGGUUACUUUAGUGGUAAGAAUCAUGAGUACUAUUCGCUGGGUAAAUAUACAGUACACAACCGAAAAAAAUUACUGUUUUUUCAAAAUAAUGUGUAUUACAGAUUUUGAUAGGGAGAAAGUACAUAUGUAAUGACAAUAAAGUCUCACUGUAUGUUUCAUAAAGAAGUGAAAGUACGGAUGUAAUGAUAAUAAAGAAGUGAAAGUGUGUAAUUUUAAAGCACUUCCAUUUUCGAUUUC